AUGUUGCCGACAACGUCAACGACUAGCGAUCCUCACACCAAAAUUGACUUAUCCUUUGUCCCUCCGGAGGCUAGCGGAAACCCCGAUGCGUAUACGGCCUCUCUUACCGGCAACAUUGACGCAUUGACUCGUGGCCCCGAGGGCGCAGUAAGUGGAAUACUACGACGCCGCGGAUUCGGAUGGAUGCUAGAAGUUGACAAUGAAGAAGAUGGAUUUGAUAAACCAUUACUUGACGAGCUGGACAUCGACGUCAACAACAUCGCCAAAAAGAUGAAAGCCGUGAUUUUGCCCUGCGCGAAAUCUGGCCUCGAUCCAACUGCCGUUCGUGAAAAUCCCGACUUUUGGGGACCCCUGUUGGUCGUCGUUCUUUUCUCUAUCGUCUCCUUGGUUGGCCAACUUCGAGUUGUUUCGUGGAUAAUUGCAAUAUGGUUGGCUGGAUCUUUUAUUGUAUACUUCAUUACCCGUUCUCUGGGAGGCGAGGUUGCAUACGCCCAGUGCCUUGGAGUGAUUGGUUAUUGCCUCUUGCCACAGUUUCUCAUGUGUGCUGUCAGUUCACUCUUCAAUCUAAUAGCCUGGCAUGGCUUCGGAAUAUUUGUCGCGUUUUUGGGCACGAUUUGGUCUGCCUACAGUGCGGGCAAAAUGCUGUCGAUGGGGGAGCUGCAGAAUCGGUGCAGUCUGGUGGCCUAUCCUGUCGGUUUACUCUAUGUCUACUUCUUAUCUCUCUAUACCGGGGCGUGA
Molecule: messenger RNA, 738 nt
Organism: Dibothriocephalus latus
Lineage: Eukaryota; Metazoa; Platyhelminthes; Cestoda; Diphyllobothriidea; Diphyllobothriidae
Source: the annotation of a GenBank genome assembly